Molecule: messenger RNA, 3077 nt
Organism: Drosophila eugracilis
Lineage: Eukaryota; Metazoa; Arthropoda; Insecta; Diptera; Drosophilidae
Gene: tgo
Product: aryl hydrocarbon receptor nuclear translocator homolog
Exons: 2
Coding region: 193-2130 (645 amino acids)
Biological process (GO): regulation of transcription by RNA polymerase II
Cellular component (GO): cytoplasm; nucleus; transcription regulator complex
Molecular function (GO): RNA polymerase II cis-regulatory region sequence-specific DNA binding; protein dimerization activity; DNA-binding transcription factor activity, RNA polymerase II-specific
Source: RefSeq, a predicted model, not a curated record
UACGGUCACACUUCACGCAGUAAACAGAGAUUUUAUCGUGUAGUGUAAAAGAAAAGUAGUAAUUUAAUGGUAAAAGGCGCAUAAACCCAAUCAAAUAAAAGUGCCUGGAUUCACCAAGUACCCCCGCGCCCGUACAAAUUAGCACAGGCGACCCAAAUUACGACGAACGUUUUCUAAUUACGCAUUCCAAGCAUGGACGAGGCAAACAUACAGGACAAGGAGCGGUUCGCUAGCCGCGAGAAUCACUGCGAGAUCGAGAGACGUCGAAGAAACAAGAUGACGGCCUACAUCACGGAACUCUCGGACAUGGUGCCCACCUGCAGUGCUCUGGCUCGAAAACCGGACAAGCUGACCAUUCUCCGCAUGGCAGUAGCCCACAUGAAGGCCUUGCGUGGCACUGGAAACACCAGCAGCGAUGGCACCUACAAACCCUCUUUUCUGACCGACCAGGAGUUGAAACAUCUCAUCCUGGAAGCAGCCGAUGGUUUUUUAUUCGUUGUGUCCUGUGAUUCAGGAAGGGUGAUCUAUGUUUCGGAUUCGGUGACCCCAGUGCUAAACUACACCCAAAGCGAUUGGUACGGCACUAGCCUGUACGAGCACAUUCAUCCCGACGAUCGCGAAAAGAUCCGUGAGCAGCUAUCAACACAGGAGUCGCAAAAUGCUGGCCGCAUCCUGGAUCUCAAAUCGGGCACUGUUAAAAAGGAGGGCCACCAGUCGAGCAUGCGUUUGAGCAUGGGAGCCCGUCGGGGAUUCAUCUGCCGAAUGAGGGUGGGCAAUGUAAACCCAGAGUCCAUGGUUUCAGGACAUUUAAAUCGCCUCAAACAGAGGAACUCACUGGGACCAUCGAGGGAUGGCACCAACUACGCCGUGGUCCACUGCACUGGCUAUAUCAAGAACUGGCCGCCUACCGAUAUGUUCCCCAACAUGCACAUGGAGCGCGAUGUUGACGACAUGAGCUCGCACUGCUGCCUUGUGGCCAUCGGUCGACUGCAGGUGACUUCAACGGCGGCCAACGAUAUGAGUGGCUCGAAUAAUCAAAGCGAGUUCAUCACACGUCACGCCAUGGAUGGCAAGUUCACUUUUGUGGAUCAGCGAGUCUUGAACAUUUUGGGUUAUACGCCCACAGAGCUUUUGGGCAAAAUCUGCUACGAUUUCUUUCAUCCCGAGGACCAGAGCCACAUGAAGGAGAGCUUUGAUCAGGUUCUCAAACAAAAGGGACAAAUGUUCUCGCUUUUAUACAGAGCUAGGGCUAAGAAUUCUGAAUACAUCUGGCUGCGCACACAGGCGUAUGCCUUUCUAAAUCCUUACACCGACGAAGUGGAGUACAUAGUGUGCACAAACAGUUCGGGGAAGACCAUGCACGGAGCUCCUUUGGAUGCCGCGGCUGCUCAUACGCCCGAGCAAGUGGUGCAACAACAACAGCAAGAGCAGCAUGUUUAUGUGCAGGCUGCUCCAGGAGUAGACUAUGCCCGCCGGGAGCUGACUCCAGUGGGCAGUGCGACAAACGAUGGCAUGUACCAGACGCACAUGUUGGCCAUGCAGGCUCCUACGCCUCAACAGCAGCAGCAACAACAACAGCAGAGACCAGGAUCGGCACAAACUACACCUGUUGGCUAUACCUAUGACACCACACACUCGCCGUACAGCGCUGGUGGACCCUCGCCGCUGGCCAAGAUACCCAAAUCGGGCACCUCGCCCACACCGGUGGCACCAAACUCCUGGGCAGCAUUGCGUCCACAGCAACAACAGCAACAGCAGCAACCUGUAACCGAGGGCUAUCAAUACCAGCAGACGAGUCCGGCACGGUCCCCAAGUGGUCCGACCUAUACCCAACUGAGUGCUGGAAACGGAAAUCGCCAGCAACCACAGCCAGGGGCAUAUCAGGCAGGUCCACCACCACCUCCGCCCAAUGCACCGGGAAUGUGGGAUUGGCAGCAGGCUGGAGGACAUCCCCAUCCAGCACAUCCAACGGCGCAUCCACAUCAUCCUCACGCUCAUCCCGGAGGACCUGCUGGAGCCGGACAGCCUCAGGGUCAGGAGUUUUCGGAUAUGCUGCAGAUGUUAGAUCACAGUGCGCCCACCACGUUUGAGGAUCUGAACAUCAACAUGUUCAGCACGCCGUUUGAGUAAUCCCGAUCCCCAUCUUAAUUCCCAUUGCCACCUCCCCUACUUAAUCUGUGUCUCUCUUAACCACUUCUCAAGUGCAAUCCAUCUUACAUUGUUGAAAUAAUUCAGCCAAACGCAUGCAAAUUGUAAUCUCGUAAAUAGCAUUUUAAGUACAUAGCGGUAGUCACGUACACGACUCUGAUAUCUUUAUUUUUGUGUGCUACGUCUUCACUUCCACCUCCCGUAUCCAUUAGCCCGCCCGCUUCCAUUUAACCCGCUCACUGGCCGUGCAAAAGUAUUUACAAUUAAAGUCUUACGUUUGUUCGUAACGAAAGGGAAUAUAUACAUCGAUAUAUAGCCUAUGAAUUCUAAACUUUCUCAUCGAUUCUAUUAGGAUUAAGUGUGACACGCUUCGUGCAGAGUAUUCUUUUGUAUUUCUCAUUGAGCAUUUCAAAGUUCAUGCAACGUAUAAAUAUAUAAAUAUACAAUUCGUAGAUUAAUAUACAACAAAUUAAUAAUUAUAAGCAACACAAGUGCACCACUUAUACUUUUUACCCGCGAACUAGCAAUAACAUUGACACCAUUUCCCAUUAAUUGUUGCUCAUUUUUCGCCAAUGCAAUCAAAAGUAUAUGAGUAAACAUAUAUACCUAUAUAUACAUACAAAAUCUUCAUGUGCAGCUUUUCUUUUUCUUUUAAUUGCAAAAUUGUGCAGUGACAACGAAAACUUUCAAGCUCAAUACAGUGGCGCUCAAAAUUAAAUCGCACACACAUAAUAAGACCAUUUUAUUACGAGUUCAAACAUACAAUUAGUUAUUUAAGCUCCCUUCAAACAACAAAUUUUAAACCACUUUUUAGUCGCUAAGCCCCAACUUCUGUAAUUAAGCCACCACAUUGAUGAUAAUGCUUAGAACUUUGGGUAUUAAGAACAAAUAUUUCGGUUUUUAAUGAAAAUAAACUUAAUGUACUACAA